This is a messenger RNA of Adineta steineri, 336 nucleotides long. The record is from the annotation of a GenBank genome assembly. Lineage: Eukaryota; Metazoa; Rotifera; Eurotatoria; Adinetida; Adinetidae.
AUGAUAUUCCGUUCAUUAUUUGCAUUAACAUUAAUAAUAACUUUAUUUGUUCAUACAUUAAAUGCGAUCAAUCCUGCAUAUCUUCGAGAACAACAUUAUGGUGAAUUGGUUGAUAACACUAAUAAUGAUAUCGAUAAUGAACAUUCGGGUUUAAUUUUAAAACGAAAUAUUAAUGAAGAAUUAGAAGGAAAUACAAAUAAUAAUGACGAUGAUUAUUAUAUUAUUAAACGUAAUAAAUAUCCAAAUUUUCAUUUAAGCCCAUUAUGGUUAUCACGUCGAACACGUACAAAUCGUUUCUAUGGCAAACCAUUAUGGAUUUCUCGACCAGGACGAUAA